Moneuplotes crassus is the source of this 1239-nucleotide messenger RNA. The record is from the annotation of a GenBank genome assembly. Lineage: Eukaryota; Ciliophora; Spirotrichea; Euplotida; Euplotidae.
CUCAGAAGCAAAUUUAAAAUGGACAUAAUGCAGUAUUUCAGAGGAGUUUUCAAGCUCAAAGAUGAGGAAGAAAAAUAUCAUCGAAACCAACAAUUAGUACUGAAAGGAAAGGUCAAGCAUAACCCUGGUGAUUCGAUGGUUAUCUCAGAUAAGCUGAUCAAGGAAAUGGAGAAACAAGAGUCUUCUGAGAUGGCUAAAGUUAUUAAAGAUUUAUUGUACUUAUAAAAUCGAAGCAAAGCAUGGACCCCACCAUUGUUGGUUCAAAUUCUCCCAAUUCCAAAAUCUUCAAUAGCUCCUAUCUCACCAAGAACAAGUCCAAACUUCUAAGCAUAAUCUUAAGAGGGAGCAAAGGAAAUGCAUCUUUCAAGGAUAUAGACAAGUUCGUCCAAAAGAGUGCUCAAAAACUGCAAAAGACCGGUAAACCACUUUUCCUUCUACCCCAAGUAGGCACCGAUCAGGAAAGAAUGGAUAUCGAAGAUAUAUAUUUCAAGAAGAAUAUGUGUAAGUGGUCGGUCACCAUUAGUGAAUGAGAGGAAGAAGAGAUUAGCGACAAGCAUGAAGAAGUUGAAAAGUAAAGCCACAGCUAGUAUUAUUAUGAGCAAGUUUUUGAAUCUGAAGAAAAGUUCACCAUUGACACUGGCUGAUAUUGUGAAGACACAGAUCAAGAAAGAGGAGCAGAAGUAAGAAGUUAAAGAUUUGUGAUGAUACUUCUAUUCGGACGAUUAAGGAUUACUUAUUCAAGUUGGGAGAAGACCAGAAUAUCAUCCUGGAUUUGAAUGCCAAAAAGAUAUUAAAGAAGCUUUUGCCUCAGAUCAGUAAGGCUGAUAGAUCAAUGAGACAGUCACAAUCUACUGGACAGUUAGGAAAGUGAAAGAGAUCCAAUCAAGAGAAACUUAACUUGAAUUUCAAAAUUUAUCAACAAAGACAAGGUCCAAGUUUUGGUAAACAGAAUAGAAGAGCGAGUAUGAUACUUCCUCAACGAGACAGCAGACAUGACCAUGUUGAAGCAAUCCAGAUUACUAGCUCUAAGAAAUCGAUAAGUAGGAAUAAGCCAAAGUGCCAAUUAACUUUGACAAACAGUUUGAAAGAGCCAAAUUUCCUUGCUAAUAAAUUUGACUACAAGAAUUUCUCAUUCUCGACUGCAAAGAAGUUCACGCCCAAAAUGCAGAUGGAAAAGCGUACACUUCCAAGAGGACAGAAGAAGUUACAGAAUACGAUAUUUGGAAAAUUUCAAUAGUA